CUAGCGUAGCUUCGCACUUCGCGUCUUUCUUUUUAUUUCGUAGGUUUCAGUUUGUCGCAGGAUUUCCCCUCUGCUUUCCUUACUUGUUUCCUCCGCGCUCCGUUAGUUGUCUUUCACGGUUUUAGCCCACCUAUACUGUCUGGUCGGGUAUAGCUACAGCCCCAUGCAGUCGUGUGUGACGUUUCUUUGGUUUUUGCCUCCCCUACCGUGCUCGGGUUGAUCUCUUGGGAGAUUACGCUGGUCGGAGUUCACCCCCAAGUGGCCAUACUUCAAUCAUUCCCAAGUGGCUUGUUUGAUGCUCGGAGAGUACAGCCGAAGCUAGCAGGUUUUGAAGCCGCUCGUUGUACACAGCAGCCGGCGAGUGUUGGAGACGCUUGUGAAGUCUGGGACAACACCCACCGUGCGACUAGCGAGGCUUUUGCGUGCCUUUCUGAUUCCGUGUUUGCUGCACUGCACAAGCAGUCUGCACUCCACAGAGCUUGCUGUGCACCCUGGCAGAUUCUGAUUGCCUCACGUGAAGCUAGAGUUUCUUGCGUUUGUGGCACAGUAGGAUUUGAAAAUCGCAGAGAAGGGAAGCUGCUGCUGGACGGCGAGGCAACCAGCUCUCUAGAACCACUUGUUUGUGAGGAGAACAGAAGCAAAGAGAACCAUGUCUGUACGACAAGCAGAGCUGGUCACUGCUCUGUAUGAUUAUUCGGGUGCGGAUCAGGCCCAAGGCCUUCCACUGGCUGCCGGCUGCAUUGUAGUAGUGUUGGAGAGACUGGAUGCUGGAUGGUGUCGUGGCGAGUACAACAGUCGCCAGGGCUGGUUUCCAGCCAGCUAUGUCCAGCCGGCGCAGACAAAUGGCUGGGUGGCGUUCAUUACCGAAGAGGGUCGCGUCUAUUACCAAUCACCAGUGGGAACAUCGUACUGGACGAUACCUGAAGGUGGCUUCGUACCCGUCUCCAGCUCCGUCUCCGUCACAUCCAAUGACAGCAUGACAGUGCCAGAUGGUCCUCGCCGUGACUCUGCCAUCAGUGCGGGUGCGGGAUCUCGCCGCGGAACGCUAACACAAACCGGCACAUCAAAGGGAAAUCUCCUCGGUGGUAGUGGAGGUGGUGGCAAAGCCAGCAAGGGAACACAAUCGAUCAGCUGCCUGACAUAUCCGGACACCGAAGCAGAAAUUGCUGAUCAACAGAGUCUAGCGGGUUCCUCGUACAGCUAUGUCGACCAUUUCUGGAGUGACAAGGGUGAGCAGAGCGGUCUCGACGUCAUGGUGGGCAAGAACACACGCGGCAAGACGGCCAUCAAGGAGAUGUCAGAGUUCAUGCGUGAACGUGCCGCAAUCGAAGACCAGUACUCCAAAGCACUGGCCAAGCUAGCAAGGACACAGUAUGGAGACUGUGAAGAGGGUACAUUGCGUGAAACCUGGAGAGAGAUCCGCAGUGGAGUCCAAGCGACGUCAGCCUCCCAUGCAUCUCUCGCUACCAAGCUGCUCAAUGAUGUGGAGCGGCCCAUGUCACAGUACCUUGAAACGAAUAAGAAGAACACGAAAAAGCACGAACAGAAGAUCACCGACGACAGAAAGGCCGUACGGAAAGAGUUCGAACAAGUCGAGCGGAGUCGAAUGGCGUAUGACAAAGUCGACGCGCGUAAGGAUCGUCGUCGCUACCAGGCAGCUGUCGAGGAUCUCAAGCAGCAGAUUGAUCGUUACAACAGCAGCCAGUACAAGUGGGUCGAAGACAUGAUUGCCGUCGCCGGAGACAUGGAGCAAUAUGAGAAUGAGCGUCACAAGUUUGUACGGGACAUGGUCACCGACUACACCAAGAUGUUGAGAGUCUUGAUCAGUGAACACGAAACGACAACACUAAGCCAGGAGCGCAUGCAGGACAAGUGUGAUGCCACGGCGGAUCAGCGUGCCUGGGUAACUAGCAACGAGACUGGACGAGUGCGCCCCGUCGACAUGAAGUAGAAAUGCUGCUGCCAGCCAGGCAACAUCAUCAUAGUUUCACAUACUAGUAUGUUCCGAUCGGUUGUGCAGUUGUGGAUGUGUACGUCCAGUCCAGUGCCCUGCGGCCGUGGCUGUGUCGUUGUACCAGCUGCGUUGACAGUGGCAACUAGGAGUUGUGUGUUGACAGUCCGGCUGCACUUGCCAAUACUUUUACUGGUUUUAGUAACUCUAGUGACCUGACCCAGCGUCCAAGCAUCUGCAGCGCCACCUCAACUGCACUCGUGGCCCGCAGGGAACUGAUUCGGCACAGCCACAGUCGUGUCUCGUUCCGUCCACUGAUGAUCGUGUGCGCGUGAGGCUUGCAAUCCAGCUAUACAAAUACCCUUCACCCUCCUCAAUGUCACCCCCACCUACGUCUGUGCACGCGCCAGUGACACAUAUGUUAUGCUUGGAUGAGAGAGAGAGUUUUUUUGCUGUGGUCCUGUUGGAUGCGUCCAGUAGGUCUUAAGCAAUGCAUUCUUUGGCUUUGUGUCUUGUGGAGGAAGCAUAGUUUGAGAAUAUAGCAGUCCCCCUUUGUUUGUUUGUUUUUUGUUGUUGUUUUUGUUGUUGUUGUUGUUGUUGUUGUUGUGUCAGAGUCCAUCCUGCUGUCCCCCGUCCCUGGUCCACUUUAUUAAUUUUUUGUACUGACUCGCUUGUUACUGCUAUGUUAUUUUGCUUUCCUAGUGAUCUUGAUGGAAAUGAUGGGACAUCCUAGACUGGAGCCCGUGCCCCUCCAAAUAUUGUUUAGCUUUCAAUCAAUUUUUUCACCGAAGUCGAAGAGUCUCGAGCGCAGUAUCACCUCAACCCAUCCAUCAACAGAGUUUUGGCCCCCUCCCCAAGGUUUUCAAUACCGAUGAAUCUAUCUCCUCGCCAACUUUACGUCCUGUUUUAAAACGUACAUUUAGAGCAGUAAAUAAUUCUGACUUCGAGUGCACAAUAAUUAUGACUUUUUGGAAAGAAUUA
Messenger RNA from Sycon ciliatum, 2932 nucleotides. Its product is annotated as growth arrest-specific protein 7-like. The transcript has 14 exons. Gene Ontology annotation, biological process: neuron projection morphogenesis; actin filament polymerization. Gene Ontology annotation, molecular function: actin filament binding. Lineage: Eukaryota; Metazoa; Porifera; Calcarea; Leucosolenida; Sycettidae. Bases 650 to 1951 code for a protein of 433 amino acids. Gene Ontology annotation, cellular component: cytoplasm; plasma membrane; actin filament. The record is from RefSeq and is a predicted model, not a curated record.